This is a messenger RNA of Culicoides brevitarsis, 1403 nucleotides long. It is a transcript of the gene VhaAC45, whose product is annotated as V-type proton ATPase subunit S1. NCBI's taxonomy places the organism in Eukaryota, Metazoa, Arthropoda, Insecta, Diptera, Ceratopogonidae. The record is from RefSeq and is a predicted model, not a curated record. The coding region runs from base 134 to 1318 and encodes 394 amino acids. The transcript is spliced from 3 exons.
GUCAAAUUCAGAUCCCGUGACUGAAAAAUUUUAUCAUUUUAGUUUCUUUUUAAGUUCUGUUCAGUUAUUUGUUCGCGAAAAAUUGACGAAAAAACAUUAAAUCCCUUAUUUUAGUUGAAAAUUAUCAAGAAAAAUGGCGAAACUUGCCUUUUCCCUGAUUUUAUGUUUAUUUUCUUGCUUGACUUUUGUUGCCAGCGAUAAUGUUCCUGUUUUGCUCUUCGGAAAAUCGUUGCCUUUUAAAGUUCCUGCCCUCAAGACGCUCCAAACUGACGAAUUCACGAAUUUGGUGAGCUCCCAACUGAACGAAGAGACUGUCACUGUGGUUUUUGUCGAGCCCAAGCUCAGUGUUGAGGAUUUGAGUCAAUGUAAGGCUGAUGAUGGAGUCACGUGCUUCAAAAAUUUGGCUGCCUUGGAGGAAAGAUCGUAUUUGCCGAACGUAAAAAUGCCCGUUGAUGGACUUUUUGACAAUUUGGAUGCGAACAAGGCCACAAUUGAUCAAUCUGAUGACGUACUUGAGGCACUUGAAAACGGAAAUCGUGUCGUUUUUGUGUAUCUUGAUGUUGCUGAGGAGAGUAAAGAUUUUGAAAGUCACGAUAAAAUAAUCGCUGAAACUUUCGCCAAAAUCUCCCAAAAGUACAAAAACAUCGUCGCCAUUUACACGGGACAGCAAUCCAACCUUGAUGGUCACGUGCGUAACAAGCGUCAAGUCGUCGCCGAUGAACAAACUCCUCAUAAACGCGCUAGCGGACACAUCAACAAAGACCCCAAGCCCUGCGAUCACUUCCUCAUCGCUGCCGAACAAAUUGUCACGCGAGUCGACAAAGAUUCCGCCGAAGUUGUUGCCGAACUCACUUCCUGCACGAGUACCAAAGACUCCAAAUUGAACAAACUCGAAGUCACACUUCAACCUUCCGACUUGACGAUGAAAUUCAAGCAAAUUGCGGGCACGUGGAGUCUUUACGAGGCCGUCAAGGAUUCCAAACCGAUGAAAUUCCCCGCUUACAUUUACGCCAACUCGGGAUUCGCUUAUCGGUGCGGCGGCAAUUUCACUUUUACCAAUGCGGCAGGCGGUUUUGUCAAGAUUCAGAACACGCAAUUCAUGCCGGACUUUGAAAAGGACAAGUUUGAGGUCUUUAACAAGGAUAAAGUUGUCUAUUGCGAAGGUUUUUGGAGUCCAGCGAUCCUUGCGGGAUUAUUUGUUGUCUUCCUUUUGAUCUUUAUCUUGCUCGUUGGACUCUCGUGGAUCAUGGAUAUCAAUACCAUGGACAAAUUUGACGAUCCAAAGGGAAAAACUAUCACCAUAAAUGCCAAUGAGUAAAAUUUUACGAGUUGAAGUAGCAAGUUUUGUCGUGUCACAUGUUAAGUUUUGUUGAAAUUGACAAUAAAGACAAUCGAUAGUAACG